UAUUCUCAAAUUCUAACAUUGAUCCAUUUUUUAAGGGACCAUUUUACCCCCAUAUAUACCCCCUAUAUUAAAAAAAACAAAUCCACAUACUCAAAACACACAAUUUCAUUUUUAUUUAUUUAUUUAUUCAUCAUGGCAGAAUCAGAAGGUAACGCCAAGAAAAUGGUGAAAUUAAAAUCGAAUGAUGAUAAAGAAUUUGAAGUUGAAGAAGCAGCAGUUAUUCAAUCAGAAAUGAUUAAGAAUAUGAUUGAAGAUGGAUGUGCUACUAGUGUUAUUCCACUUCCAAAUAUUGAUAGCAAAACUCUAAUCAAGGUAAUUGAGUAUUUGAACAAGCAUAUUAGUAACGAAGAGGACGAGGAGGAGGAGGACGAGAAGGACGAGAAGAAAGAUAUGGGAAAGGCCGCGGAAACAGGUGAGGAAGACGAUCUCAAGGAAUUUGAUGAACAAUUUGUGAACAUGGGUUGGGAAGAGCUCUUCGAUGUCAUAAUGGCUGCGAAUUAUUUGAAUAUUCAUGAGUUGAUGGAACUAUGUUGCCAAUCUGCAGCUGAUAGACUGAAGAACAAGAGUGUUAGAGCUGUUCGUGAGAUGUUAAAGAUUACUAAUGAUCUUACUGAAGAAGAAGAGCAAGAGAUUAUCAAUGAUGCUCCAUGGGCAUUUGAAGGUCCUGAAAUUGAUGAUACUGUUAACUAGGUUAUGGGAAUUGUAUCGUUUAUUAAUAAAUAGUAGGUAGUCAAGGUUGCAUGUAAACUGAUCCCAACACUAUGGUUAUCAAACAAAAAUUAAUAAAUAGUGGCUGAAGGUCUAUGGAUUUUUCAUUUUUUUAUUCUGCAUGUUGUUCAUGGUGUUUUAGUGUAUUUUGCACUGUUGAAUAAUUGAGUUAUGUGUUUCUUUGGCUCUUA
Capsicum annuum is the source of this 899-nucleotide messenger RNA. RefSeq names its product SKP1-like protein 1. Lineage: Eukaryota; Viridiplantae; Streptophyta; Magnoliopsida; Solanales; Solanaceae. Bases 133 to 690 code for a protein of 185 amino acids. Gene Ontology annotation, biological process: SCF-dependent proteasomal ubiquitin-dependent protein catabolic process. The transcript has 2 exons. Gene Ontology annotation, molecular function: cullin family protein binding. The record is from RefSeq and is a predicted model, not a curated record. Gene Ontology annotation, cellular component: nucleus; cytoplasm.